Ruditapes philippinarum (Manila clam) is the source of this 862-nucleotide messenger RNA. RefSeq lists its product as uncharacterized. The transcript is spliced from 4 exons. Bases 414 to 818 code for a protein of 134 amino acids. Gene Ontology annotation, molecular function: protein binding. The record is from RefSeq and is a predicted model, not a curated record. NCBI's taxonomy places the organism in Eukaryota, Metazoa, Mollusca, Bivalvia, Venerida, Veneridae.
UUUUGGGGUAAGAUUGGGUACACUUGGUGAUCAAAGCUUAAAACAGGAUCUUACAACUCUCAGUUAAUCUGUGUCCUAUGUUAUGAAUGUAUGUCAAUUGCACAAUUCCAUUCAUUUCAUUUAACUUUUUCCGUACAACACAGUUUGGAGUGGAGCGACUGUUUGCCGGCGUGAUAGAUAAUGUAUUGUAAAUAUAACAAACAUCUAAACAAAUCUAUGCUUUACAACCUCUUUUUCCAUUUUAGGUUUCUAAACUUUCAGGAGUAUGCGAUCAGAAUAAGCAGCCUGAUUUCACUCUAAGUUUAGCUCAGUUAGCAAGUCAGUUGUCUUAUAAUGCAAGCCUUAAUCCAGACACUAACUACACAGUGACUGUUACAGCAAUAAAUAAUGAAGGGAGAGGUCAUCCUGCCACAAUGACGCAAAGAACAAAAGAAGAAGCUCCUCAGACUCCAUAUGGUGUUAAAGUGGUAGGCAUGACUGCAACAACAUUUGAUAUAACAUGGAACAUAAAUGGACCAAGACCGGGACAAACAAUCUUUGUAAUAAUACUAACAGCAGAUGCUCCUGCAGAGUCAAAGAACUUUACUGCUACUGGUUUUGCUUUGAGAGAAUACAAAGCAUUCGGAUUACAAGAGUACUGGAAUUACAGUGUCGCUGUGAUGGCAAGUACAUCAAUUGGAAGCAGUAAAUCAGCAGUGACAAAUGAGUACAGGACUUCACCUGCAGCACCUGGCAAAGUUUCCGAAUUUUCUAUAGAACCACAUCCCGAUGAAGACUUUACAAAAAUGAAGAUAUCAUGGAAAUGCCGACUAUAUUAGAGAGAAAUGGAGUCAUCAAAAGCUACCGUUUCGAAACAAUGAAA